Messenger RNA from Oncorhynchus keta (chum salmon), 3380 nucleotides. RefSeq names its product zinc finger protein RFP-like. The coding region runs from base 153 to 1784 and encodes 543 amino acids. NCBI's taxonomy places the organism in Eukaryota, Metazoa, Chordata, Actinopteri, Salmoniformes, Salmonidae. The transcript has 3 exons. Gene Ontology annotation, biological process: protein ubiquitination. Gene Ontology annotation, molecular function: protein binding; zinc ion binding; ubiquitin-protein transferase activity. The record is from RefSeq and is a predicted model, not a curated record.
UGUGGACACAACUUCUGCAUGGCCUGUAUCAGAAAGUACUGGAAUAGCAAGGACCUGUACCAAUGUCCACUGUGUAAGGAUACGCUCUACUGACAACCUGAGCUUCGUGUCAACACAACGUUAAGAGAGGUUGUAGAGAAUUUUAAAAAGAUAUGGCUUCCUCCAGCAGUAUCCAGUCUGAAGAGCAGUUCUUGUGCUCUAUCUGUCUGGAUGUGUUCACUGAGCCAGUCACCACUUCAUGUGGUCACAACUUCUGCAUGGCCUGUAUCAGAAAGUACUGGAAUAGCAAGGACCUGUACCAAUGUCCACUGUGUCAGGAGAAAUUCCCAGAACGACCUAAACUUAGUGUCAACACAAUGUUAAGAGAGGUUGUAGAGAAUUUUAAAACGAUGAGACACAGAGGAAAAGAUGAGUCCCCUGCAAAAGCUGGAAAUGUGCCCUGUGACGUCUGCCCUGGGAUGAAGCGCAAGGCCCUGAAGUCCUGCCUGGUGUGUCUGGCUUCUUACUGUAAGACUCACCUGGAUCCUCAUCAGAUUGCCCCAGCCUUAAAGAGACACAAACUGGUCAACCCUGUGGAGAACCUGGAAGACAGGAUCUGUAAGAAGCAUGACAGACUCCUGGAGCUUUUCUGUAGGACUGACCAGACGUGUGUGUGUCAGUUCUGCAAUGAAACAGACCACAAGACUCACAUGACUGUCCACAUAGAGGAAGAGUGUGGAAAGAGGAAGGCUCACUUGGACAAAAAAGAGGCAGAAGUGCAGCAGAUUAUCCAGGAGCGACUGAAGAAGGUUAAAGACAUCAAACUCUCAGUAGAUCUCAGCAAGAGAGAUGCAGAUAGAGAGAUAGCAGACAGCAUACAGGUCUUCACUGCUCUGGUGCGCUCAAUUGAGAAAAGCCAGGCUGAAUUAAUUGAGGUGAUUGAGGAGAAGCAUAAAGCAGUAGAGAGGCAGGCUGAAGGGCUCAUUAAAGAUCUAGAGCAGGAAAUCACUGAGCUACAGAGGAGAAGCACUGAUCUGAAGCAGCUCUCACAGACUGAGGACCACCUCCAAUUUCUCCAGAGCUUCCCAUUCCUAGUGUGCACCCCUCUACCCACCAAGAACUGGUCUGAGAUCAGUGUUCACAGUGCUCUGUGUGUUGGGACUGUGAGGAGAGCUGUGUUUCACCUGGAGGAGAUACUGAAUAAAGAGAUGGAGAAGCUGCCUGAGGUCAAACUGAAGAGGAUUCAGCAGUAUGCAGUGGAUGUGACUCUGGACCCUGAUACAGCACAUCACAAACUCGUCGUGUCUGAAGAUGGGAAACAAGUGAGACGUGGAGACAUACCACAGAAUCUUCCUGACAAUCCAAAAAGGUUUAAUCAGUAUUGGAUUGUCCUUGCAAAGGAUGGCUUCUCCUCAGGGAGAUUUUACUAUGAGGUGACGGUUAACGGUAAGACUAGGUGGACUUUAGGAGUGGCCAGAGAGUCCACUGACAGGAAGAGGAAUAUCACAUUGAGCCCUGAACAUGGACUCUGGACUGUGAUACUAAGGGAUGGGAAUGAGUACCAAGCCUGUACCUCCCCCCCUGUCCUCCUCUCCCUGAGAAAGAAGCCCCAGAAGGUGGGGUUGUUUGUGGACUAUGAGGAGGGUCUGGUCUCCUUUUAUGAUGUGGAGGCCAGGUCUCAUAUCUACUCUUUCACUGGCUGCACCUUUACCGAGAAACUCUUUCCAUACUUCGGCCCCUCUGAUAAUGAUGAUGGUCAAAACUCAGCCCCUCUCAUCAUCUCUCCUGUCAACCACACACACUGAUUAAACAACGGAAAGGGAACUGUUUUUCCCAGAUAUUUUAAAAUGCACAUUUCCAUACUGUAAACAUACUGACAGGUCACAUCAUUUGAAUAUCCACAUUGUCCUCUGAAGUUGUAUCCUCAAAUGAGAAUGUAGAGUAUUCUGUACAUCUUAGCAUGGAUAAUAAAUGUGUGUAUUUACUGAAUAAUGAAGACUAUUAAAUGCAAUUAAAGUUAUGUUGCUUUGAUUAUUCAUAUAAUUUACCCAUAAUUAUCACAGACUGAAAACUAUCCUUUAAAGUGACGUUCCUUUUCUCGGUUUCUCUCAACCUCUUAUUGUGUCUCUAAGUGAAUGUGAUGAUUGAAGACGUACUCAGCCUUUGAACUGGUUUUGAAUGUAGGUGAAUGUGACAAAGGACUUUAUAAAGCGCAAAUCCACAGUUGAAACGGUAACAAAGUGCUUUGGUAAAAAGCUGAGGGAUGUGCCUGGAUUGAGGCAAUACAGUUUAUUUGAACAUUUAAUAUGUUUACAAAAAAUGGAGAGAAACAAGCUUGUAUUUUGGGUUCAAAUGGAGUGUGACAGUUGAACUAAGCUGACGAGGCAUUUAUGAGUCAUAUUUUUCAAGAAUCAAUAGGUGUACAUCAUUCAUUUCGAAGUCCAAAAAUGGAUUUUGUAACUACAGAUUGCCCCUUCUAGCUUGAUGUUGCUACUGCAUAAGUGAAUGUGGUAAUAUACAUACUCAGCCUCUGAGCUGGUUACACAGUUCUGUGCUUCGAUAAAGGACAUACUUUUCCAUUGAGCUGGCUGUGGAUCCAAGACGGUGAAUAUAAUAUAACCUGUCUUCAGCAGGUUGUUGGUUUAGGACAGUGAUUUUGAUAAAACACAUACUUUUCCUUUGAGCUGGUGGUGGAUGUAGGUGAGGAUGAGGCCAGGGAUCUCCACCAGGGGGAUGAUGAAGGAGCCUUUGGCCACGUUGCCCAGGUUUUAGUGGGACAGUUGCAUCAUAGAGGAUGGGGUCAGGGCCAGCUGAGAUGUAUUCCUGAUGUCCACCACAGGGUACAGGUAAAGAGGAGUUUAAAUAGUAUAAGUGGUACACUACGGACCUGGGUUGAAAUAGUAUUUGUUUUCUUUGAGCCGGUAUUGAGUGCCAGAUGGGCAGGGUCUGUACUUUAGGGACUAUUCCAUUGGUUUAACCACAUCAGGCGAGAUCAAUGAAGUCCACUGCAUAAACAUAUUAUACAACAUAUUCUGGGUUGAACUCUGCUUUAAUUUAUGAAUAAAUAUACACUUCUAGGCAAUCCCUUUUUCUACAAACUCAAGCCAUCAUUUUGGGAUUGUCAGUUAUGAUCAUCCUUUGACAUAAGACAAACCAAGCACUUGUAGGACCUGCAUUUAAUAUGUUCAACUACUAUAAAGAUUUAAUCAUCAGAGUAAAUGCCUCUUUCAUAUUUGAUCCACUGUAGUAAUGAGUAAAAUGAUCCUGUUAAACCUAUUGCAUAUGGAUUCAAGAAAACUUCUGCAAUACCUUUGGUUUCCUGAAGUAUAGGUUUGGUUUUUCAAGUAAAAGUCCUUCAUCCAUGAGUCUACAACAAUAAACAAAUGGAGUGUUAAUCUUUA